Endocarpon pusillum Z07020 is the source of this 3243-nucleotide messenger RNA. RefSeq lists its product as uncharacterized. NCBI's taxonomy places the organism in Eukaryota, Fungi, Ascomycota, Eurotiomycetes, Verrucariales, Verrucariaceae. The record is from RefSeq and is a predicted model, not a curated record. The transcript is spliced from 5 exons. Bases 1 to 3243 code for a protein of 1080 amino acids.
AUGCCUCUCCUUAGUCACUGGGCUAUGAUUGUGCUGCUGAUUUUCUUGUGCAUCUCAAGUGAAGGCCACCUUACCCUCAGCAGUAUGUUGCGCAGUUUCUUGAACAAUUAUGACCAUGAGAAUACUGACUUUUCUCGAGCUUCAACUGCUAGUAAUCAAUUCACUGAGAUCACGAGAGCACCUAAUGGCCCAGGUUCAAACAAGUUUCCUGCUAUUGCUCCUACUGUGCUGGCUGGCGUCCCCUCAUAUGGAAAAGCAGGGAGCUCCAAUACCAGCAUCAAUAUCACCUCUGGAGGAUUGAGCAGUAACUUAACGCCUAGUGUUACUACAGAGGCUAUACCUGUUACCAUCAAGUCAGGUAACAGCACUGUUACGUCUCUCAACAUCACUUCAACGAGCAGUCAUAUUUCUCCUAGUUCUGGAAAUUCCACUGCUACGAACACGACAGCUCUAAGCAUCACGCUUUCAUCAGACACCGAGCUCACUACGACGGUAAUCCCAGCUCUGACGACUUCAAUGGAUGCCAGCCCAAGCACGGAGAUCUCAACAGUGAGUACAUCUUUCGGCCAGCAAAGUGGGACAUCAGUGUCCACUUCUGCAACUCGUUCUAGCGCUAGCAAUCCGAUAGUGACCACUCCCUCUGGUCCGCUAAGUGAGGUUUCAGUGUCCUCAGAAAAAACCUCGCCAGCUGCUGCUUCAACUCCGACGACUUCUACUAGUCAGAUUGGCGAGACAGCGAUGACUGCUUCGCCCACUUCCUCGGCUAUAGAAAGUUCAACGAAAGCUCCUGACCUUACGAUGUACACAAACUUCCCACCUGUUAGCACUGGAGAAGUACCAAGCGUUACCACGGAUGGGCAUAUUGAGACUACUGGGUCUGACCAUAAACCAGCACGGGUUUCUGUUUUGAAUCCACAUUGCUUUUUCUGCCCUCCAGCUAUCGAGUUUGGUGUCGCCUUGUUCGGACUCUUGCCUGGGAUUUAUCCCCCAGGGCCACCGCCACUUCCGGGGUUCAAAAGCCCCUUUCCAGCACUUACUAUUGGCAACAAUGGUGAUCCAACCUAUUCUUCUCCAACGCCCACAGACCAAAUUACUCCUUCCUCGGAAGCAGACAGUACAAAGUCUAAUUCAUCACCAAACACUGAGACAGAUUUAUCGUCAACAACCGACGAUACAAGAUCCGUUGUUCAUCAACAAAGUAUCAACCUCAUCCUCAAGCUGCAAGGGCACAACAACGGCUUCGUCAUGCUCACAACUCAGUCCUGCCCUACUUUCAGGCCAUUACAUUAUGUUGAACCAGAUGAUGAUGGUAUAGAGCCGAUACCAGGAACUUCGGAGGAGACCUUGGCUACAGCCAAACGAUGGCGACGUCGGACUUCCCUUACCAAGCGAGCCAGCUCCAGAAGGAUAAACUUUAGCAGGGAGAAUCCAAAAUGCCUGGUAGUGGAUGAAGUGAAAACUUUGACGGUUCCUGAUCCUGGGAAUCUGCCUGGCUUCCCUGCAGCCAAGUAUUGGUUCGUCACCGCGAAGGCCUCCGCGAACAACAGAACUUACAUCGGCACGUACAACGGCACCCACCACGGCACCUACAAUGGUACUUAUAGCGGAACGCACGACAGUGGCUAUGAUGGCGAAUACAAUGGCACAUACUAUAAUGCUACAGACAAUGGGCCAUACAGAGGUACGUACCGCGGCACGUAUAAUGUCUCAGCUUGUGGCCCCUGGAGAAUGAAUAAGGCACCUUCGGCAGUGAAUGAGAAUAUGAAGGAUGCCUUUGGCAAGAUGUAUGUCGACGCCAAUAGGAAAAAGCAAACACCAGAGUUUCUGCGUACGCACAGUUUCGUCAAUGUCGACCACGCCUUUGAGAUCAAAUCCUUCUGGAACCAGCAUAACGAUGGCUCUAAGGGCGUAGCAAAAGGCAAAGGAGAAAGGGGAAGCUUCUACUACGUUUUGGGUGGGAGGGAUGGCUGGACCCGGUUACAGACCAUUACUGCCCUAUUGCCUGGGACGUGGGCCCCUUUCGCAGAUUUCAUCGGCACAGACGACACCCUUAACACCUGGAAAGGGGAAAUAUUCCAGACCGCCGAACAGCUGACUGUCGAGAAGAUGAAGGUCAAGCAUCUGCAAGACUCAGACUUGCCCUCUGAUUGGAUUGACUUGCUGACAUACGUUGCCGGUGCACUUCAACUCGUUCAUCACCCUGAUGUCGUCGAGGCAUUUCAGAACACGAAAAACCGCCUGUAUCUCGCUUUCAAAGAGAUCGACAAAAUCAAUGACGCUUGCCGAGUUGAGACAUAUGCCGACAAGUUCAAACGAUACAUGGAUGGUCGACUUGAACAGCAGAAACCACGCAUCGAGGGAUUCUACCGUGAAAUCAUCUCUGAAAGAAUCAAGCCAAAUGAACUUGGAGCAGAUGACCCUAUCAAAGUCAAGUGGGAGAUCUUCAACGCCGUUUAUCCAGAAUCAUAUUUUACACUUCAUUACGAAAGUAUGCUUCCUUGGGAAGAGAAGAAUGCAGCCCAGACUGUCCAGAUAAACAAGCGUGAAGAUUCAGACGCAGGGUGUCGUCUAUCAUCAACUGCGACGCGCCAGGAUAGCUCGAGCAUUUCGAUAUCCACAGGAAUAUCUGCCUCGUCCCGCAGCUCCCCUGACACUGCUCCUGUGUCAUCCAUCUCCAUGACUGCCACGUCAUCUCAGUCACAAAUGCGAGCUCCGAGCAGCAUCAGGAUGCUACGAUGCAUGCGACCAAGGAAAAUGCAAAUUACUCCCCGGCAGAGGAUCAACCCGGGGCCAGACCGUCUACGACUGCUUCUGUACGCCCCAGCCUUACCGUUACCCGGCAUAUCGCCCGACUGCAACGACGGCUUCUACGAUACCCAACAAGAAUGCACCGAUAAUUGCGAUGAUGGAGAAUGUAAGCCCACCCCAGGUAUGGGGUCAGACGAAGUCAAGAUUGUGCAAAAUUGCUAUUGCGAGCCACCGUUGCCUUCGCCUACACCAAAGCCAGAACCGCCACCAGCACCAGCACCGAAGUGUGAGUCUGGUAGAAGAUCCAGUGCACGAGCCUGCAGAAAUACCUGUCCCGGUGGGGAAUGUGAGCGGUAUUCUGGUGACACUGACAUAGCCUGGUAUGGAUACACGUGCAAUUGCGGGGGCUGGCUUGACCUUUGGGGGUUAUCGCUUGAUUCAGGCAUUGGGAACGUCACCUUUGGCAAUGUCUCAGCACAUGAUGACUUCUUCUGA